AUGCCCGCGCCCGUAAUGCGGCCAUACCACAUCUUCCGUACCUGGAUAUGGGAGUUACUUGCUCUCGUACUGGCGACCGGCCUGAUUAGCGCCAUUACCGCCCUUCUUGCGAUAUAUGACGGCAAACCGGCACCUCAUUGGGGUUUCCGCCUCAACUUCAAUGCAUUGCUCGCCCUCCUGUCAACUAUUCAUCGCGCUAUGGUGGUCGUCAUUGUUUCCCAGGUCAUUUCACAAAGGAAGUGGGAGUGGUUUGGGCGAGAUCGCACACGCCCCUUGGCCGACUUGCAGCAAUUUGACUCUGGAAGCCGUGGCAGCUUUGGUGCUCUGCUCCUUAUACCAACCGUCUUAUGGAAGGAUGUGGUGACGUUGAUUGCUGCAAUUAUCCUGCUCGCCUCUUUUCUGGUAGGCCCAUUCGUUCAACAGGCCAGUCGAACGUCAGAGUGCUCGUUUCCUGCACUGGGGAUGAAUGCGUCAAUCCCUUUUGCUCACUAUGUUCCUCGGAGCGGUGGCUAUUACGAUAUAGCUGAAUCGCCUACAAUGGAUUAUGGUAUACCGACACCUGACAUUGCCGCAGCCAUUCUGUCUAGCAUCAUGGCUCCCGAAGGCGUGGAAAACCAGAUCAACCCUAGUUGUAGUUCAGGCAACUGUACGUUCCCAGAAGGUGACCCAGAAGGACCUCAAACCGGAAACAUCAGCGACGACAACCUUGUGUCAUACUCCACAGUUGGGAUGUGCAACAUUUGUGCUGAUGUCGUCUCUCUUGUUACUGCUAAGGACUUGGACGCGACAACGAACGAGACUCGUUACACACUACCCAACGGCUUCAAUUUCACUUACGACAGACCUCAAAUUGGCACCAAGGUGGCGGAAAUUUGGCCCACUGAAGACCUUGAAUGGAUGGCAGACCUGUUCACGCCAGAAUUGAGGGCUGCAUCUAGAUGGGCCUAUAUCAACGCCACUUUCAUGGGAAGAGGGAGAGGUGCCAUUCAAGAUAAUGCCAACCUGACUGCAGUCAUGUGUAGUUUGUACCCUUGUCUACGUACAUACACUGUUUCUAUUACCAACAAUCAGCUCGACGAAAGGGAGAUUCGAUCAGACAUCUUACAGGCUGAUACAAGAGGUCAGGAAUCCAACCCUAAUGGGAUCGAGAGCUGGAGUAGUUCGAACAACCCAUGGUAUCACUACACGGCGGUCAAAGCUCCAUGCCGCAUUGGAGAAAACGUUUACGACAAGGAAACCAUGUCCUCUCUACCUAAUGCAACCAAUUUGACUCUAUACAGUCUUGCUAAUACUACGGGAGACGAUUCCACAUCUUACCGAUACGAGUAUCGAAAUAUUUCAGCCCCCGAGCAAUGCAUAUAUCGACAGAAUGCGCAAUUCGUGAAAGCAAUUUCGACUGUAUUCCAUAACGAAAUCUUUGUUGGAGACUGUACUCUCUACAAAGGUCUGCAAUGCUACAAGCACAACUACGAGAAGAACGCAGGCAUGCUUACAGACCUUGGCGCCGGCGCUGUACUGCGGACGUUAUUCAACAAUGGUGCAAUGCAUUUCGAUGAUGUCAAUUUCUGGUUCAACUCAUUCACGAAUGCAAUGACCAACCGGUUCAGGUUUGAGUACGGCACCAACCCUUUCAACGACACAAUACGUAGCGCUCUUCUUUCUGACAGAGGCCUGGAUCCUUCUUUGAGUAAAGAUCUCCCAUCGGGUCUGGCUCAGGGCUUGGCGUGGCAGACGACUACAUGCAUUGCUAUGCACAUCUACUGGCUUCUGUUGCCUGUCAUUCUCACUUUCGUCACGGUUCUUCUCUCAGUCUGGACGAUAAUUACCAACUGGCGCCACCGUCACGAUAGGCCAGUGUGGAAGGAAAGCAUCCUGCCACUAAUCUUCUACGGUCACAAGAUUGAAUCUACAGAUGCAGGUGCUUCUGCUGCUCGCUCGCCUGAAAAUGAACUAGCAGACAAUAUAGAGAUGAUUCACCGAGGUAGUUACCGGCAACCGAACGAUACGAGUGAUGAAGAGGAGCGUCUAGUGCACGAAGAAGGAAAGUUGAUGGAGGCAAGUGAGAUGAUGGAAGUCAGCAAGAACAUACCAGUUACCUUCCGAUGGCCCAACAGCGCAGAGACGACAUCGACGGCUCUACAGCAGGAAAAGCUUUGGCUGAGACGACGGAAACCACAAGCUGUAGAAGCCGACUCGCUGCUUGGAGGGAAUGAAGAGUCAUUACAUCCCGCUUCGAAACUAAGCACCAUCUCCACGGACACUUUCGAGAUAGACAUACACAGUGAGCAGCCGCAGCAUGUCUCAAGGCCUACGAUGGCGUAUGGACGAUUGUGA
Molecule: messenger RNA, 2334 nt
Organism: Alternaria postmessia
Lineage: Eukaryota; Fungi; Ascomycota; Dothideomycetes; Pleosporales; Pleosporaceae
Exons: 1
Coding region: 1-2334 (777 amino acids)
Source: RefSeq, a predicted model, not a curated record